GUUAAUACAACAAUAUGGCACUGAAGUUGGGGCAAUUAUAGCACAACAUUGUUGAAAAUUUAUGGUUUUGGUCAUACAUAAACGUGGUUUCACAUUUGAAGUAGUGUCUGCCAUGUAGGAAAGAUAGUGGAUUAUAUGAUCUUGUUCGUGUUCGGGUCAAUGGAAUUGCUUCAUCUCUUAAUGGAGAAAACAAGCUAUUUUGUGCCAAAUGAAUGAUGAAUUCACAUGCCUCCAGGCUCCAGCUUCUGAGGUUUUCAGGCAUGGAUUUGUUCAACUUUAGCACAACUCUGCUAGUAAAACUUCACUCCAGUGAGUCUAGUUAAACAGCUUCUGGUUCUGGGUAUCCAAUCUAAAGAGCAAAGCCCAAAAUCAGUUUGGAAAUGUCAAGGAAACUCGAUACCUAGCUCCUUCUCAAUCAUUGAAACAUCCCAUUCUUUAUUCAUGGUUUUCAAUCCAAUGCAUGGUCAAACAGCAACGUGUCUCUGAUAGUUUUUGUGACCUUUUGCCAAGUGUAACAGAAAAAACCUGCCGUUUAUAUUUUGUUUCCAGGUUCCAAGCUCCUUAUUCUGCUAUUUUACAGCUCAUGACUCGGAACUGAACCGCCUAAAGCUGAUGAUAUACUUGAUCAUCACCCUAUAUCAGCAAACAAUGAACUUAACCCACGUGGUAUAACCCCGACCACCGAAAAUCACGACCUUGGACAACCAGUACUAGAAAGGAAACUGGUGAAAAGAGUUUUGUAGUUUUUUUUUUUUUUUGAAUGAUUCUUCCAUUCACAAUCUAUUCUUUUUAAGGAAACCCCAAAUGAUUUAGAAUAAGCAGUGGUGAGAGCCUUUGCAUCUUUAAUUUCAUCUGAUGUCAACCCAAAGAUUUUGAUUUCUUCUCCUUCUUCUUCCCAGCAAAUAUUCACAUCCUGGUAAGCUUUUCAAUCUUUUUUCCCAAUAUUUUUCCUUCUUUUUUUCUCCAUGAAAAUUGCUUCUUUUUUAGUGGAAGAAAAAUGUCCCAUGUGGAGAUUGUCAUUUGUUGUCUUGACUUUCAACAGAUUUGGUUUUAUCAAAACUUUCAGGUUGGAUUGCAUUAAAAGCAAUAGCAACUUGUAGGGGAUCUGAUUUUGGUUUAGAUUGUAUCAUAUAGAAAACAAAGUUUCAACUCUUGGCACCUUUCUUUACACGGGAAUCAUGGGACUUUUGUGUUUCGACCAAUUUCCCUAUUGCUUCUCUUUUUAUUGUUUGCCAGCUUAAAUCCCUUCAUUGCUUUGAUAGUGUUUUUCUGGUUUUUUUUAAUCUUCGUUUAGCAGAUUGACACCAUAUUGAGGUAUGGAACUAAAUUUUGCAACAAAGACUUUGCAGAUGCCAAUGCUCAAAAUCCCACAAGAAUCAGCCUCUUUAAUCUCUUCUGUAUGGUUUGCAACUCCUGGUGGAUGCAGCAGCCAACCCUUGGCCUAUUGCUGGGUUCAUCCUUCUGCUACUCUUUUCAGCUCAAGAAAGUUUAAAGGACAUAACCUGAAACUUGCUCGCUGUGCAAGAUGCUAUGAUUUCUCCCAUGGAGAACUCUCGAAACAGAUUGAAGGAGAGGUCCAGCCAUUUGAAGAUACCAAUACCAAUGAUGUAGAGAACAAUUACGAAAAGGGCUGUCAAAAGGUCAUAAAAAUGAAUUCUUCAAUGCAGCUUUUACCAUCAAAGGUUGAGUUUCCUGACCCUAGUUUGCUUGGAAUCUGGCCGGAUACGCCGGAUUGGCCUGAGAGAGAUGAGAUUCAUAGGAUUAGAAUUGAGCAGAAAGCAAAUAGUUUUGGUAUUCCCCUUUCUCUAAGGAUCAUAAAGAGAAAGCAAAGAUGGAAAGAGGGUUUUGUGGAUGCAGGAGAGUUUGCAUACUGCUCUGUUAAAAAGGCUGUUUCUUCACUAGUAUUUAUCAUCAGAGAGCUACAAAACCACGCAUUGGUUAUAAGGGAGGGUCUAUACUGUGAAGAUUUACUGGAGAUUAUGACCAAGAUGCAAAGAGACAUGAAUUUAACGUUUGUAUGGCUAUUUCAACAAGUGUUUUCAAAAACACCCACUCUUAUGGUCUAUGUGAUGCUUCUUUUGGCUAAUUUUUCUGUACAUUCUAUGACUGAUAAUGUUCUUGUUGAUGCUACCCAACCAAGAUUCGCUCAAAAGACUAUGCCGGCAACCAUGUCCAUUCUAGAGGAGGAGAGUGAAGAAUAUCCUAAUGCUGUUGCUGAUGAGAUAGCAGAAAGUUCUUUUCUUGAAAAGGUUGAUGAUGAAGAGUUAGACUUAUGGAAGUCAAUGGUGGAGGAGGCUUCAAGAAUGCGAGGAGAGCUAUAUUAUAAGGUUCUUGAUCAUAAGAUUAGGCAACAGUUGGUGUCUCCUCUACAUGUGCAGCUCGAACCAGACAACUAUGAAAUGCAUCUAAGAACGAACCUCAUUUACCAGAUGUUUGUUACUGAGGAGCCAAAUAAUCCUCUUCUGCUCUCAAAUUAUGCUCAGUUUCUUUCCCUUGUUUUCAAGGACCAUGACAGGGCUGAGGAGUGCUUCAAACGUGCUAUUCAGGCAGAACCCCAAGAUGCUGAGGCAUUGGGGCUAUAUGCUGACUUCUUGUGGCAGGUGAGGAAUGAUCAUUGGGAGGCAGAAGAAAGAUACUUACAAGCAGUUGCAGCUGACCCCCAAAACCCUUUCCAUGCAUCCAAGUAUGCCAAUUUCCUUUGGAGCACUGGUGGUGAAGGAACCUGUUUUCCUCUCAGCUCUUCUUCUUAUGACACCGACAAUAAAAUUUCUUAAUCUAAGAUCAUCUUAAUAGCAAUAAGUUUUUUCUGGGUUGUUGUUCAUCUGAUAUUAGUGUAUCAUAUCACAGGCAAAUACCCUAAAAUAUGUCAUCCUGUGAUCAAUGCAGUCAAUCAAAUAUCUAAGAAGAUAGAAACUAGUCCUCAAGAAUUUGUGCACAAAGUAUAUGCUCAAAAAUGCGAUGCUUUUGGAACUAAACAUGUAGAAGUCAUGUAGUCUCUAAUGGGGACAAACCUGGUAUGAUAUUGAAGGCUACUUUCAAAUUUUUUGUUUUAACUUCGCCAAAAAACUCCUUAUUUAUAUGCAUAUACACUUAAUAUGAGUUCAUUUAGAUGGGGAUACUGAGGUAAUGCUGAGUAUUAAUUUGCUACUUCAACUAUAACCCUUGCAAAAUCUUGGUCUAAUUUCAGCGGCAAAUGUUAAAACUUUUUUUAGUUUACUGUGUUUAGAGAUAAAGAGUGAUUAUCCGCUUUACACUGUACAGGCUUGUGGCCAAGACAUUUCUAUGAGAUCACUAUGUAAAAACUUAAUAAUACAUCUGGAGAGAAUGAAGCAGAUGAGUUUCGAACUCAUUGUCCUCAACCAAGUUAUUUUAAUUCGCUUCUCCAUACACGUUUCAAAAAACAAGUCCAAUCUUUCUUCAUCAAAACACUUUUGAUCUUAGAAGUUAAGGCAUUUUCUAAUUUCAAUCCUAAACAAUUAAACUUUGUUUCUCGGUCAUGACCUAUUUAAUCUGCAACAUAGUCAGAAAAGAAAUAGUCAACAGAAGUGAGAAUGCCAUCUUAAAGUGAUGAACUUAAUUAAAGGAGAUCACAUAUUGGAGAUAGAAAAA
This is a messenger RNA of Durio zibethinus, 3609 nucleotides long. Lineage: Eukaryota; Viridiplantae; Streptophyta; Magnoliopsida; Malvales; Malvaceae. The record is from RefSeq and is a predicted model, not a curated record.